This is a messenger RNA of Chelmon rostratus (copperband butterflyfish), 543 nucleotides long. It is a transcript of the gene hypk, whose product is annotated as huntingtin interacting protein K. Lineage: Eukaryota; Metazoa; Chordata; Actinopteri; Chaetodontiformes; Chaetodontidae. Gene Ontology annotation, biological process: protein stabilization; negative regulation of apoptotic process. Bases 19 to 384 code for a protein of 121 amino acids. The record is from RefSeq and is a predicted model, not a curated record. The transcript is spliced from 4 exons.
GGCCUCACUGGAGCAAUCAUGGCGGCAGAGGGAGACGUCGAUUUGGAUCUGGAAGCCGAGGAAAACUGCACUGGGAAACCGGCAGAAAAGCCUCGGAAACAUGACAGUGGAGCCGCUGAUUUGGAGAGAGUCACGGACUACGCGGAGGAGAAGGAAAUCUCCAGCUCCGAUUUAGAAACGGCCAUGUCAGUGAUUGGAGACAGAAGGUCGCGAGAACAGAAAGCUAAACAAGAGAGAGAAAAAGAGCUGGCCAAAGUCACCAUCAAGAAAGAGGACGUAGAACUAAUUAUGUCGGAGAUGGAGAUUUCGAGGGCCGUGGCAGAGCGCAGUCUGAGGGAACACAUGGGGAACGUGGUGGAGGCUCUGGUGGCUCUGACCAACUGAACAAACAGGAUUUUCACACACUGGACUGCUUCACUUUGUGUUUUUUACCAGAGCUCACCAAGACAACAGGGCUGAACUGAAGUCAGCGGUUAAAGUCUUGUGACGUAAUCAACCCCCCCCCCCCCUUUUUCUUUUAUAAAAUAAAAGUUGACCUGCCUC